AUGGCAGUCCCACAAGAAUGUAUUGUGUUGGUUAUUGGAGGUGGCCCGGCGGGCUCCUACGCUGCUUGUUGCUUGGCGCGCGAGGGAAUUGACACAGUUGUUCUCGAGGCCGACAGGUUCCCUAGAUACCACAUUGGAGAGAGCACGUUGCCGUCACUUCGCCACUUUUUCAAGUUCAUCGACCUUGAUGAUCAGUUCAAUGCGUACGGGUUCUUCAAAAAGGUAUGGGGACAUCUUGGAGAAAACGAUGGGUUAUCCGACCUCCUUUUAGACACAGACUUUCUUGCGGCAGGUGGCCCUGAUGGCUAUGCCUGGAACUUGCUCCGAUCAGAGUCUGAUGAGUUGCUCUUUAGACAUGCUGGUGCCUGUGGAGCUCACAUCUUUGGCGAGACCAAGGCCGACACUAUUCAGUUUGAACAGACAGCAGGCGAUGUCAAGGCUAAUCAGCCUGGCCGCCCUGUGUCUGCGACAUGGGCAAGAAAAGAUGGAACCUCUGGAUCAGUCUCCUUCAAGUAUCUCGUCGAUGCCAGUGGACGACGCGGUAUCGUGAGCACCAAGUACCUGAACAACAGAACAUUUAACCCAAACUUCAAGAACGUCGCCAACUGGGGCUACUGGAAAAGCGACAAGUUGUAUGGUGUGGGAACCCACAUGGAGGGCUCACCGUACUUUGAGGGUCUUGAGGAUGCUAGUGGUUGGGCCUGGUUCAUGCCCCUGCACGAUGGUACCCGAUCCGUUGGCAUAGUCCAGGAUCAAAAGAUGGCCACCGAGAAGAGGCAGGCAACUGGUAGACCCUCAACCUUGGAAUUCUACAAGAAGGUGCUCGAGCUGGCUCCCAAGACUAAGGAACUGCUCGAGGGCGCCGAGCUGGUUUCUGAAAUCAGGUCAGCAUCCGACUAUUCUUACACUGCCUCCACGUACCAUCUGCCCAAUGCCCGUAUUUGCGGGGAUGCGGGAUGCUUCAUUGAUCCCUUGUUUUCUUCGGGUGUUCAUCUGGCUAUCACUGGUGGUCUCUCCGCGGCAGUCACGAUUUUAUCUUCGCUUAGAGGCGACUACGAUGAGGAGAAGGCUGGUGCUUGGCAUUCCAAGAAGACCAUUGAGAGCUACACUCGCUUCUUCCUGGCUGUGAGCAGUGCUACAAAGCAGAUUCGAACCCAACAUGAGCCAAUGCUCCAAGACAUUAAUGAGGAAGGCUUCCAGAGAGCCUUUGACUUGCUUCGGCCCAUCAUACAAGGAACUGUUGAUGCUGAUUCCAGAAAGACGCUAUCCCAAACCGAGGUCUCAAAGGUACUCGAGUUCUGCUUCCGAGCCUUUGUCUACGUCCCUCCAGAGAAGAAGGACGCUCUCUUCGAGAAACUUAAGAAGCUCGGAGUCUGUGCACAAGGCGAAGCCACAACGGCAAUGGAGCUUGAAGAUAUCAAGAAGCACUUGACCCCUGAAGAGUCACAGAUCGUCGAAAUCUUGCAGAGCAGACGCAUGAUCCGCGAAGAUCCCUUUGACGUUGAUAGCUUUACUCUUGAUGCCAUUGAUGGCAUGGCGCCGAACUUGGAGCAGGGAAAACUUGGUCUCAUCAAGGCCAAGGCAGCAAAGCUGGAUACGUCUCACUUUUACUCGCCCCAUUUCUUAGAUGAAUUGGUCCCAGAAAUUCGAAAGGAGAGCACUCGUCACGCGUUUGUCGUGUUGGAUAGCCAACCAUGUAGACCCUCUGAGGGAAAUGUGGUUGCAAGGGGCGGCAAGACGGGGUAUGCGUUAGUGGACGUAUUGAGAACUGAGGUAGAUAUGAUGAAUGUAUUGCGUGACUGA
Messenger RNA from Fusarium vanettenii 77-13-4, 1803 nucleotides. RefSeq lists its product as uncharacterized. The record is from RefSeq and is a predicted model, not a curated record. Gene Ontology annotation, molecular function: FAD binding; catalytic activity. Bases 1 to 1803 code for a protein of 600 amino acids. NCBI's taxonomy places the organism in Eukaryota, Fungi, Ascomycota, Sordariomycetes, Hypocreales, Nectriaceae. The transcript has 5 exons.